Molecule: messenger RNA, 2550 nt
Organism: Leptosia nina
Lineage: Eukaryota; Metazoa; Arthropoda; Insecta; Lepidoptera; Pieridae
Source: the annotation of a GenBank genome assembly
AUGCUGGACAGCGACGAAGACUCCCCAUUCACCGUUAUAUCUCUGCCAGUCUACACGCCAGAGCCACCAGCUGCGAGUUACGGGAAGAAGAACGGGAUGUGGUAUGGAGGUACUAGCACAGCAGCGAGCGGGUGGUCUCGUGCUGGUACCCGGAAGCAAUCUGUAGCGGAGUCUGAUGCUCCACCACCAGGGGGCGGCAAGCCCUCCAGUGGUAGAGUCAUCAGGAUAAUAAAUAAUAUGGAUCAUUCUAUCCAGUGUCGCGUGCUUUUAAAUUUAAGAACCAGCCAGCCCUUCGAAGAGGUUCUAGAGGAUUUGGGACAAGUAUUGAAGAUGAGCGGAGCUAAAAGAAUGUACACUGUUAAUGGACAAGAGGUGCGAAGCUUUUCUCAGUUAAGAAAUGAGUUCGCGGACAUUGAAACCUUUUAUUUGGGAACCGUCCUAGUUCCACCAGCUCUGAGCCCUGGAGUUGCUGCGCUUCCAAUUGAAUCACCAAUAAGAAGAUCUCGUUCAAGGGCGAACGUGGCAGCUCUCCCCAUAGCAGAUGAUGGUAGAGGAAGAAGAGCUCGCAGUAAGAGUAGACCGAGGAUACUGUAUGCACCAGAGGGGGAAAUUAUUAGGAAUACCGAUUAUACCCUAUUAGAAGUGCUAAAAGAAGAGCCGAUUCGAGUGACUAUCAGAGGAUUGCGACGUACCUUUUACCCUCCCAUACACCACCCACCGAUUGACAAUUCACCCCCUGAGAAAAAAAUGCAAUUGGAUUGGGUUUAUGGUUAUCGAGGCGCUGAUGCAAGGAAAAACCUCUGGGUACUCCCGACUGGGGAGCUUUUGUACUACGUCGCUGCAAUUGCUGUGAUGUAUGACAGAGAUGAAGAAUCUCAAAGACAUUAUAUUGGACACACUGAAGAUAUUCAAUGCAUGGAAUUACAUCCAUCUCGAGAGUUGGUGGCGAGUGGUCAACGCGCCGGGCGGGGGCGGAGAGCGCAGGCGCACAUUCGCAUCUGGAGUACAGACACUCUGCAGACAUUGCACGUAUUUGGCAUGGCUGAAUUUGAAGCUGGAGUCUCGGCUGUCGCCUUCUCCCAACUUAAUGGAGGUAGUUACGUAAUGGCUGUGGACAGUGGACGAGAGAGUAUUCUGUCUGUCUGGCAAUGGCAAUGGGGGCAUUUACUUGGCAAAGUUGCGACGCUACAAGAGGAACUUACCGGAGCAGCUUUCCACCCACUGGAUGAUAACUUGCUUAUAACACAUGGAAAAGGUCAUCUGGCGUUUUGGAAUAGACGCAAGGAUGGUUUCUUUGAGAGAACAGAUAUAAUUAAACCGCCAUCACGAACUCAUGUAACGGCUUUGCAAUUUGAACAAGAUGGCGACGUGGUCACGGCAGACAGCGAUGGGUUUAUCACCAUUUACAGUGUCGAUGCGGAUGGAGCGUAUUUUGUACGCAUGGAGUUUGAGGGGCAUAUAAAAGGCAUCAGCUCGUUAGUGAUGCUCUCCGAAGGUACUCUAAUAUCUGGAGGAGAAAGAGAUAGAAAGAUAGCGGCUUGGGACUCUUUACAGAACUACAAGAGAAUAACAGAGACGAAGCUACCAGAAGUAGCUGGAGGAGUUCGAAGUAUCUAUCCUCAGCGUCCAGGAAGGAAUGACGGCAACUUGUACGUUGGAACAACAAAGAAUAACAUUAUGGAGGGCUCUUUACAGCGAAGAUUUAACCAAGUGGUUUUCGGGCACAACAAACAGCUGCUGGGCGUGGCAGUACAUCCAGAUGACGAAAUGUUUGCGACUGCUGGAAAUGACAAGAAUAUCGCGCUGUGGAAAGGACACAAACUUGUUUUUGCUACUCAGGUUGGCUAUGAAUGUGUCUCCCUAACCUGGCAUCCUGGAGGUGGUGCCCUCGCCGCCGGAAGUACUGAGGGUCACUUAAUCGUUCUCAAUGCGGAUGCUGGCGCUCCUGUCUGUACCAUCCGUGUCUGUGGGUCACCACUUAAUUGUCUGCAUUAUAAUAAUGCGGGCGACGUAUUGGCAAUCGGAUCGCAGAAUGGUAGCAUCUAUUUAUUCAGGGUGUCACGAGACGGGUUCUCCUACAAAAAAUGGAACAAGAUUCGUGGCGCUCAACCUCUGAUGCAGCUCGAUUGGAGUUUGGAUGGAAACUUUUUGCAGUCGGUCACUGCUGAUUACGAUUUGGCAUUCUGGGACAUAAAAGCUUUAUCACCGGAAAAGAGCCCAAUGGCUAUGAAAGACGUCAAAUGGUCAACCUACAAUUCCACUGUGGGCUUCCUUGUGUCCGGAAUGUGGAACAAUCGAUUCUAUCCCAUGACGUCAUUGAUUACGACCUCAAGCCGGUCAUCUGCGCAUGAUCUGCUCAUCAGCGGGGAUUCGGAUGGCUAUUUAAGAUUAUUCAGAUACCCUUGCGCCAGCGCGAAGGCGGAAUACAAUGAGAUGAAGGUGUACUCUGGAGCUGUGUUCUCAGCUCGAUUCAUGUUCAACGAUCGUUGUUUAGUGACGUCAGGGGGCAGCGAAGCAGCUCUGCUUUUGUGGGAGCUCGUGGAGGACUAG